UCAUCCAUUCGCUCAAGUACAGAGCACUAAUGGCCGACGCAAAAUGAGUUGAAAAAUUAUUUGAAAUCAUUAGCAAAGGGAUGAUUAUAGAUAUCUAGGGUUUAUUUAAUCCGUUCAUUCAUUCUGUGCUGUGAUUUUCAAUCGAUAAAUGGGGUAUUUUUGUUUCUUUUAUUAUCUGCAGAUUACUUUAGUGAGAAAAAGAAAAGCGGUAUGUGAUUCUCUCCAAUUUCUUUAGUCAAAAAGUUUUAUUCUCUUCCUUCUAGGUUUUGGGUUUGGUUUUGGUUUGUAUAGAAGAAUGAGACUGUCUGUCUGAACAAUUCCCCAACAAGUGAAACCGUUCUAAUUCGACUCUCUAGGUUUGUCCUGCAGCACACCACGUGUUUGAGAAAAGUCUUGAAAGAAACCCACAAUGUAAAAAGAUCAGAACUUGAAGUUGAAGUUGAAGAAGAAGAAGAAAGAUGAGAUCUUUGAGUACAGUGGGUCUUGCUUUGAGUCUUGUUUUUGGGUGUCUAUUUCUAGCUCUAAUGGCUGAGCUUUACUACUUGAUAUGGUGGAAGAAGAGAAUUAGUAAUGAAAGAGAUGUUGAAGUUAUCUUCUGUUGGAAAAAAUCAUCAUCUAUUAGAUCCACAGCAUUAAACCCUCAAGAGAUAUGUUCAUCAUUGAGAAUGACUGAUACCCAAGUUUAUCAGCCUCUUUCUCUCCUCCAUGCCCAUCAAAACAAGGAAAUCUGGCUCAGACAAUUUGGGGAAGAAGAAGGAGAAGAAAAUGAAGAAGCUGUCAGACUGCGGCAGAACAUUAGCCUUUCAGGUGGUCCACCGAGAUUUCUCUUCACCAUUAAAGAAGAAACUAAAGAGGAAAUGGAAUCUGAAGAUGGAAGAUCUAGAAAAGUGUCAAGAACUAGAAGUUUGAGUGAUUUGAUUCUUACAGUUGAGACUGAUCAAACUCCAUAUCUAACACCUAUGGCUUCACCACUUUACUUCACUCCUCCAAUGACACCAAUGGAUUCAUCUUCUUCUUCUUUAAGAAGCCCAAAUGAUUUCAACCCUCUUCUUGAAUCGUCAACAGAUACUGAAUUCAGAAUGAUGAAAUCAUUUCUAGCAUCAUCACCAUCACCGCCGCCAAAGUUCAAGUUCUUGAAAGAUGCUGAGGAGAAACUCUAUAGAAGAAGGCUUAAGGAAGAAGCUGAAAAGUGUAGUAAUGGUUCUUCUCCAAAUUCAAUGUACUUGAAAGAUGAGGGAAAUGGAACUUUUAUUAGUCUUGUUAUUGCUGAGAACAAGAACAACAACAACAACAACAACAGAGGUAGAGAUCUGAGUCCUGAAAUUCAUAAGUUAUCUUCUUCUUCUACUUCUUCACAGUGCCAUUCAAGCUCUUUACAGAUUGUAUCAUCCACCAUUAGAAGUAUAUCAGUUUGAGCAAUUGCUCUACCAUUUACUCUAUUUAUUUCCUAUUUCAAUCUCAUUACUAAUUUAUGAAAGCAUGAAUCUGUAUAUUUUUUUU
This is a messenger RNA of Impatiens glandulifera, 1500 nucleotides long. RefSeq lists its product as uncharacterized. Lineage: Eukaryota; Viridiplantae; Streptophyta; Magnoliopsida; Ericales; Balsaminaceae. The coding region runs from base 459 to 1415 and encodes 318 amino acids. The transcript has a single exon. The record is from RefSeq and is a predicted model, not a curated record.